Messenger RNA from Pseudoliparis swirei, 2008 nucleotides. Its product is annotated as cyclin-O-like. NCBI's taxonomy places the organism in Eukaryota, Metazoa, Chordata, Actinopteri, Perciformes, Liparidae. Gene Ontology annotation, biological process: regulation of cyclin-dependent protein serine/threonine kinase activity; mitotic cell cycle phase transition. Gene Ontology annotation, cellular component: cyclin-dependent protein kinase holoenzyme complex; cytoplasm; centrosome. Gene Ontology annotation, molecular function: cyclin-dependent protein serine/threonine kinase regulator activity. The record is from RefSeq and is a predicted model, not a curated record.
CACUUCGAGUGACUUUCAGUGUUCGAAGUGCGCCACUGAAAAAACCAGCAGAAUUCAGUGCACUGAAAGUACCCGGAUGGUGCACUGCAAACGGGCAAAAAAUGUAGUGUAAAACGAUGGACACUACUCGCCCUAAACGGCCGCCAUCUUGGCGACGUAGCGGAAGAGGAGGAGCCCAUUCGCCAGCUUUUCAUUUUAUUUCUAAAACAAUGGCGGACGAGAUGGCUACGGUAGCACAAGCGGUAGACCACGGAGGCUCCUGCCGCGAUUGUGGAGGUAUCGCAGUUUCCACAUGGGGUGGAGAAAGGGGUAAACAAGGGACACAAAGAGGGCAAGAAGUGCAUUCAUUUGGUAAGUUUAAGUUUCGCGCUUAUCGCAAGCAGAUUUGCGUACGUCACUCCCGGCAAGUGGUUAACGUAAAAGUGUUCCAUUUGAGACAGCACUUAUCAGCGACGCAGUGCACUGCAAUACAGUGCACUGUAUUGCAGUGUACUUCGUAAAGUGUGCGGUAUGGUGUCAUCUGUGAACGGAGAGCAUGCGAGCUCCGACGCCGCUCACAAACAGAGGCUGACGGCCGACCCGACCCCUCCACCAACAGAGGCGCGCGCGACGGCCCGGCACAGAAAGCAGACCGUUUCCAAAUUGAGCGACUCCGGUUUCGAGGAAGACCUGCGAUCGUCCCCGAUUUGCUCCCCGGUUCGGGCGGACGUGUCCCCGCUGCACUCGGCGGACCCUCCCGCGGGACAGCUGUCCAACUGGUACCUCCAGUACGGCGACGUGGGUUUCCAGAUCCAGAGGGACAACGAGGCGCAGUUUCAUUCUGGCAAAAGCUUGGCACGCCAGCCACAACUGACAGCGGAGGCCCGCUGUAAGCUCGUCAGCUGGCUCGUCCCCGUCCAUAAACACUUCCGUCUGUCCUUCGAGUGCUGCUGCCUGGCGGUGAACAUCGUGGACAGGUUCAUGGCGUCCACGCCGGUGGCCGCGGACUGCUUCCAGCUGCUGGGCGUCACUGCGCUCCUCCUGGCGAGCAAGCAGGUGGAGGUGGGCUCGCCGCGCAUCGGCCACCUCCUCGCGCUGUGCUGCGACCUGGAGUGUCUCGUCCUCCGCCGCCUGAACUUCCGGCUCGCCGCGCCCACGCUGGCCUUCUUCCUGGACUACUACGCCAACUAUCCGGACGCAGCGGGACCCGGGCGGCGCGGCAACCUCGCGCGCAACGUGUGCGAGUUGAGUCUGGCGGACUACGCGCCCGCUGCGCGCUGAGGAUAGCCGGCGAGUUGCUGGAGGAGCAGCGCGCGCGGCCAUCCAAGUGUAACAUAGUCAAUCUGGUCUGCAUUAAAUCCAGCUAAAAUGGAAUUUACGCCACUUGCUGUGGUUAAGGUGCACUUGCAAUUUAUUAUAAGACGCAAGGGAUUGUGGGGGAUCCCCAGAAUGACUCGGGAUUCCUCAUGAGGUAACGUCUGUCUGAUCGGGUCUGUGGGCUAUAUCGGGGUAAUAGAUGGGAAGAGUGAAUUAAAAGUGAGCUGGCUUUAUUUGUUUGUUUAGUAAUUGUCUUAGAUUGUAUUAGUCAUGUUUUCAUUAGGUUAUGAAUUAGUUUUAUGUGCUUCGUCGCCAGUCAUGUUAAUAGUAGAUAACCUAGCUAACACGAACGUGGCUCCGUCUUUAGAACGGAGCACGCGCCGUUGCCCACCGACGCUGACAACGUCCUCUGUUCCUUUGUAUGAAUGCAGGUAUGUUACAGUGUGUUGUUAAUGAGUGAGUUGUUAUUAUUACUCUUAUUUAAUUGUUAUAAAUGUGAAUAAUUAAUUAGUUAAGAAAGACAGUGUAAAUCCACGAUACGAUCACUUUGUUUUGUUCACUGUUUUGUAUAUUAUGUGACUGUAUUUAAAUGAUAACGAGACUGACUCGGGAUUCCUCAUGAGAACGGAGCACGCGCCGUUGCCCACCGACACUGACAACGUCCUCUGUUCCUUUGUAUGAAUGCAGAGAAUAAACAGUUGCUACCAGCCUG